AUGUCAGACUCGAAGCCCAUGGUUACCCCGCCUACCGACUGGAUGGAUGAUCCGACUCCGCUGAGCACUGGCCGUCUUCUUGGUAAGGUGGCAGUGGUAACGGGUGCUUCAUCGGGUUUUGGCAGAGCCAUUGCGUUCCGAUUCUCAAAAGAAGGUGCCAAAGUCGUGUGCGCAGAUAUCAAGGAGGACCCUGGCACGGGGGGUUCCCGGGACGCUGAUAAAGGUUUUCGGACAGACAAAUAUAUCACCAGCAAAGGCGGACAGGCAAUUUUCGUCAAGGUUGAUGUCAGCGACUCGGCACAAAUGGACCAGAUGAUUGCCAGGGCAGUCGCUGAAUACGGCCAACUGCAUAUCAUGGUCAACAAUGCGGGCAUAUGUCCCGAGGCGCAAGCACCCAAUGCCGGCAAACUCCUGUACGACCUCGACGAUGAGGUCUUUGACAAGACUAUGAGGGUAAAUAGUCGAUCGGUAUUCCUGGGAUGCAAAUAUGUGAUUCGUCAGUUUCUUAAACAGGAUGUGUUAUCUUCGGGUGACAGAGGGUGGAUCGUCAACAUCGGCUCUACGGCGUCGUUGACGGCCGAUGUUGGCAUUGGUUAG
Molecule: messenger RNA, 597 nt
Organism: Fusarium falciforme
Lineage: Eukaryota; Fungi; Ascomycota; Sordariomycetes; Hypocreales; Nectriaceae
Exons: 1
Coding region: 1-597 (198 amino acids)
Source: RefSeq, a predicted model, not a curated record